Molecule: messenger RNA, 1587 nt
Organism: Fusarium sp. VM40
Lineage: Eukaryota; Fungi; Ascomycota; Sordariomycetes; Hypocreales; Nectriaceae
Source: the annotation of a GenBank genome assembly
AUGACUCCCCUUCCCGACGUCGAUGUCUUGGUCGUAGGCAGUGGAAAUGCCGGUUUUGCAGCCGCUCUCUCUGCCUCUCAAAACGGCGCAAAAAGAGUUUUGCUUAUCGACAAGUGCCCCGAGAACUGGGUUGGUGGCAAUACCUACUUCACAGCCGGUGCCUACCGAAUUGUCCAUGGUGGUCUGCAAGAUCUUUUGCCAAUUGUCAACAAUGUUUCUCGCGAACAGGCUGACAGGAUUGACCUGGCACCUUACACCGAGCGGGACUUUCAAAACGAUUUCGACAGGGUGUGCAUGGGUCGAUCGGACCCUGAAUUAGCCAAGUCACUCAUUCAAAAUUCCAAUGCUGCUAUUAAAUGGCUUGCUGCGAAUGGGAUCCGCUUCCAGUUGUCUUUUAACAGACAGGCUUACGAGGUUGACGGAAGAAUCAAGUUCUGGGGUGGUCUGACUAUCAAAACCGAAGAUGGAGGUAAAGGUUUGAUCGAAGAUUAUCUCGCUGCCAUCAAGAGACACAAUGUCCAGGUUUCGUGGUUGACAGCACUCACGGGGCUUGAGAGAAACUCCGACAACAGCUAUACUGUCAGGGUUUCUAUUGACGGUUUAGACAGCUCGUUGACCGCCAAAACUGUCGUGUUGGCCGCAGGUGGAUUUGAGUCUAAUGCGCAGAAGCGAAGUCAAUUUCUUGGACCUGGCUGGGAUAUGGCUAUGGUCCGUGGAACACCUUACAACACCGGUGACGCUUUGGACAUCGCAAUUCAGCAACUAGGCGCUCAAGCUGUGGGAAACUGGUCAGGCUGUCACUCUGUGGCCUGGGAUGCCAACGCGGACCCCAACACAGGAGACCGAGAAGCUUCGAACGAGUACACAAAAUCGGGUUACCCACUUGGUCUCAUGCUCAACGUUGACGGGCAUCGAUUUGUCGACGAGGGUAUUGAUUUGAGGAACUACACCUAUGCCAAAUUCGGUCGAGCUAUCCUACAACAGCCUGAGCAGCUCGCCUUCCAAGUCUGGGACGCUCGAACAAGUGAUUGGCUUCGAAUGGAAGAGUACCGCGAAGAGCGGGUAGAGCGUAUCACGGCAGAUACUCUGGAGGAGCUGGCCGACAAGUGCGCAGACCGUGGACUGAAGGAUAAAAUUAGUUUCGUCGAUACCAUCCGGGAGUAUAACGAAGCGGUUUAUGCGCAUCGUCGAGAGAACCUCGAGGCAAAAUGGGACCCUGCAAUUCGAGACGGACUCUCGACACAAUCCUCGACGAAGAAGCUAGCUUUGGGCAAGACGAACUGGGCUCUACCUCUGGAUAAGGGACCUUACAUGGCCGUCAAGGUGACUUGCGGCGUCACAUUUACAUUCGGUGGCAUCAAGAUUGAUCCUCAGACUGCUCAGCUAAUCCAUGGAUCUACGGGCCAACCUAUUCCCAACGUAUUCUGCGCUGGAGAAAUGGUGGGAGGGUUGUUCUAUUCCAACUAUCCUGGCGGCAGUGGACUGACAUCAGGCGCUGUUUUUGGAUCGAAGGCUGGUAAGGCGGCUGCGGAGGCUGCGGAGGCUGUUGGAAGAUCCACAGACACCAGAGUUCUAAGUAAGCUGUAG